Messenger RNA from Physcomitrium patens, 1953 nucleotides. NCBI's taxonomy places the organism in Eukaryota, Viridiplantae, Streptophyta, Bryopsida, Funariales, Funariaceae. The record is from RefSeq and is a predicted model, not a curated record.
UUUUGCUUGGGUGCGCUUUUUGUUCGAUUGCUUCACGAUUCCGUGCCGCUCGUAUGACUGGAUCGUUACGCAAGAGGCUGUGCUUGGAGAUUAGAUGGUUUGUGGAGUUGGGUUGUGUUGUAUUCGAGAGGUCGUCUUCUCAUGAGUGAUAGUUUCGAAUGCGUCAGAUUAUGCCUGGAUUGUUGCUUGGGUUCCGGCUGUGGAUGAGUGCCAUUACAGGUUUUGAAGUGCAGGUAAAGGUGGCGCUUAGGCUCGGGUUGUUCUUGUGGCCUGUUAGUCAGCUGUAGCGUCGAUUGGGGAUUCUGAGACUGGUUCGAAUUUAUGUUGUUUGGAACGUCGUUGUGUAUGUGCCGUCAUGGAUGCGAAUGCAGGUUCUGCUACCACUGCGUAGUUGUUUGUUUAGAAAGGGUAAUUGCGAAUGCGAUUUGGGAUUACUGGUGUUUUUGAGUUUCCAAACAUUCUGAGUGUCUCGCGCUUAUGAAUUGCGGUUGUCAGCAGUGUUGUACGCAUCUGCUUCUCUGUGGAGAGCGCAUGAAUUGUAGAUAGCUCGAGAGUUUGUUUGCUUUCUGGUCACAACCUGGACUCCUCUGUUUUCCUUCUGAAUGGGCUCUCGUGCUGAGGUUUGUGGAUUACACAUUCGUCUUUGUUGACCAUAAGUACACCCAUUUGAGUGUCUUGGAUUUGUUCCAAUUAUCGUCUUUUAUUGUGAUUAUGCGGUAUUGUUUGACUGAAGGCGCUUCCAAGCCACUACAAAUUUUAAGUGAAUUGAACUUCCAGCUUGUUCAUGUCAGGAUUUGGUCACAAUCAUGGUGGGUGCCCACGGCAAGGCGCAGACGGUCACUAUGAUGGACAAACGAAAAGCCAUGGAGACAGAGAUGGAUGCAAUUAUCGCUCGUCUCACUGGGCCAGGAGGACCUGGUCUGCAGGGUAACCUAGUUGACGCUCAAGUGUGCUCCUUAUCGUUAGUUGGCUCUAAACACUGUGGGUUCUAGGGGAUUUAAGCGCAUCACUAGUACUGUGAGAAAAAAAAAAAAAAAAAAAAAAAAAAAUCUCCCUAAUUGACGCAUUGGUCAAAUUUGUAAAAUCCUCAUGUUUUGGAGUAUAAUUCUGUAUGUAUUCAAUUAAUGCACUGUUGGUAAUGUGAAGUGUACAUACAUACAUACAUACAUACAUACAUAUUUUUGUAUUAGGGCUUUCCAUGGGCAGAUGUUAACUUACCUGCGGUAAGAUCCGAUCGGCAGCGGCUAUCAGCGCUUCGCAAUGAUCAUAAGGAGAUCUCGGACGCGAUCGAAAAAAAUCUGGUUAUCUUACAUUCUGGAGGCUUCACGAGAGGGUCAUCACAGUCAGAUAAGCUUCCAGAGGCUGAGGUGGUGCGGCCAUCAUCAGGAGCAUCACCCAUGGAAAUAGCACCAGGGACUGAAAGUACAACCGCAGAAUCGCCUUCCCCGAUGGAUGAGGAUUCAUACGAAUCCAGUCUUCCUUUUGCAGUUUUUGAUGAUGUUACCCAAGGCUCGCCAGCAGCGAUGGACGGCAUCUUGAUUGGAGACCAGCUAGUGAGAUUUGGAAGUGUGGACGGAGGGGAAAAUCUCCUAUCCCGGCUUGCACAGGAGGGUCUCACCAACGAGGGGCGAGGUCUGCCGGUAAUUGUGCUUAGGCUAGGUGGACGUGUAUAUUUGACAGUCACGCCCAAGAGGUGGUCAGGCCGUGGCCUACUUGGGUGUCACGUUCAGCCUCUAUGAUGUAUUUUUGAGAGACAAGUUUUUAGUGCUACUGAUUCUGUCUUUGAUGUAUGGAGAGGGAGUGCUAAGGUUGCAAUUAGAUCUACACAUGCGUACCCAAUCUGGGGCAACUUCUUGUUUUGAAAGGUUUAGUUUUGCUAAUGAGACUUUUUGAUGAGAAUAGGAAGCUUUUCUGAAUCAAACAAAUAUCUAACUCUAGAUGAUUCGAACACUA